CGCCCCCGCGCGGCUUUAUUAACGCGCGCGCGGCGCCGCGCCGCACUCUGCCGUUCGCCGUGCACCGCUCCCGCCCGCCGCCGCGCCCCGUGCUGUACCCCGUCCUUGUGGCUCCGGAACUCCAGAAUUUAAUGUGUCCAUGAAGAGCAAAGUUGUAGGAUUUCAAGCAUCCUCCAAGUUUCUUCCCACCGUCAGGCUUGAGAAGAAUCUUUUCACUCGCAAAGGCAGUCGCAGAGGAAACGCUGGAAACCGUCUAGAGCUCCAAGUGUUGACGCAGUUGCAUCACGUGCCUUAGAGGAAACGCAAGAAGCAGUGUUUGUCCUUAUCAACCGACGAAGCGCGUUUUAGGUAACCGCCAUCAUGGUUCAAGGCAGCAAGCAGGUCGGGCCGUCCCGCGUUGGAGCUUUCGACAGGGACCCCGCAGCGAGGAAAGCAUCGUACGAGGCGAUGCAGAAGAGCGAGCGAGAUCGUCGCUCCGCGUCGCAACAACAACAGCAGCAGCAGCAGAAGCAAUACGGGGCGUGGGGGCCUGUCUUCAAGGACAAACAGCACUUUGCGCAAAUGCACUUCUGCUAGGCCGCCCGCACGACGACCUUUUGGCGGGUGGCCGUGGGCGCUACUAACCCAGCUUUUCACUUUAAUCCCUUCCCCAUCCCUUAUCCCCAAGCUUCUUAACCAGCCAGGAUUGUAAUCAUUUUGAUUUACGAAUCUAUUUUCUUUUGCUCAUUUAAUAAUGGACGGUUUAAUGAUGUAUCAUGUUUCAUCUUUUCAUUGUCAUGUGAACACAAUGUGCCAUAAAAUUCUGUCACAUGCGAUAAACGACUGUAAAUCAGCAUUGUGUUGAUGUAUACUAGUCCCUUGUCAGCUUCUCUGGCAAAAAUGGUUUGUUGAAUAUUGUUAACUGGAUUUUUCUAAAGAGAAAGUAUUUAUUAAGCUUCAGGAAUACUAUAUUAUAAUAUGUCCGACACGGAUGUGUAUAUGGGAAGAUUGGGUCCG
Molecule: messenger RNA, 996 nt
Organism: Gryllus bimaculatus (two-spotted cricket)
Lineage: Eukaryota; Metazoa; Arthropoda; Insecta; Orthoptera; Gryllidae
Source: the annotation of a GenBank genome assembly